GAAAACCGGCAUAUUAUUCCCCGUUCCGUUACUCUUUUGUGUGGAGGACUGCUGAAAAGAAUUUGACGAAAAUGGGGGAAUGCGGAGUAUUCUCACGUUUAAAACCACCAAAGCAUAAUAUUGCUCAUAGUGACCUUUGACACCCGUAAGAGCACAGAGUGACUAGACGAUGUGAGAACAAUGAACGACGACACAACCACUCGGUUCAUCGCUUCCCUUGUGAAAUCUCUGCAGUCCUUGUGUCAUGGAUAUGUGGAGUUUGAAAAGAACAUUGAGAUUAUCGGACACAUCUAUCUCAAUAUUGACAGCCAACAGAAAUAUGACUAUGUUGUUAAUGAACAAGUGUGCAAGAAUGAGGACGAGUCCCAAGCAAUGUUUGUCAGCAAUAGCUUCCACGCCCAGCCAGCUAGGACCACGGUGAGGACAUCGAGGCAGUGCAAUGCUCUUGACCUCAAGAUCCAGUCUGCCAAAGACACUAUAGGUAUCGACCUUUCCACAUUCCAGACCGAUGUAGGUCAAGGUCGUUCCGCAUCUCGAGAGAGUUCACAGUCGCUCUCUGCAGGAUCGGAAACAGGUUCGGUAUCUGGAAAUGUUCCAAAUCGUGAGCCAGGUACCUCCCCUUCCCUCCACUGUCAAAACCCCGAACGGUCCGUUUCAAGGCGGAAACGACAUUUACAUGACCUCUCCUCCAAACCCUCUCCUGACGUCUCCCCACCUAGUCGAAGCCGAGACGGGGAGAGGCGUGACCACCAUGACAGUCCUUCGUUACGUUCGCAAUAUACUCUUGGUGCUUCUGCCUCCAAGCUGGCCCGGAGGAUAAGUAAUGAACUCGAGAAGCAGGGAUUGGCUACCCCAGCUCAGACUGAUAAUGACGUUGAAAUCCACACUCGAUUAUCUGGGUCAAACGAGACUCCAUCUCGUUUUGGUCGCAAUGGCCAAGGUGCAUCUCAGAGACAGUUUUCAGAUGAUUCGUCCAAACAUAUAGACUCUAUAAAGGAUCCCCCUGAGAAGAGUGAGGGGCAGUCGUUAGCAGACAGUAUUGAUCUAAGCCGAGUGAAAGAGGAAGUGAUUGAGGAUGAGAGCCUGUUCGAUCAGCUUGACUGGAACCGAGCUGCUCGCGACGCAGACCAAGAGACAUACGACCCUCAGGCAGAGGGGCACGAGGCCUCGGAAGAUCAGAUCGUGGCCGAAAACCUGGCGGCAGCAGCAUCCUCAUCCCUCUAUCCAGUCAUGAUCCACCAGAACACUGCCGGUCUGCCCAUGCCUGGCUACGGAUCCCCCGUGUUUCCACAGAACUUCAAUGAACCCACCCACACAAUGUCCGCCAGUUCCUCCCCCAUUGCUUCCACUAGCGGCCAGCUCAGUCCGGGGGCCGUCUUCGGGGCACGGCGGACGCAGCCAGGAAACUCUGGACGAGGUUACACGGCCCAAUUCACUCCACGGCCAGGCAAAGUACCCCAGGACAUGGCCAGCAAGUUCAAUAUUCCAAAUGAGGACAUCCAUGCUGUAUCAAGCUAUACUCAAAUAAAAGAUGAGGACGUGAUGAUGUCAACAAGUCAAGAUAUGGCAUCGUCUUCUUCAAACGUCAACGAUUUCCAGGAUCCAAGCCAAGAAAUGACAUUGUCUUCGUCAACCUACAACGAUUCCCAGGAUCCAAGCCAAGAAAUGAUAUCGCUUGCUUUGAUCAAGGAAGACUCCGAGUAUCCGAUGACUCCAAACCAAGAUAUGACAUGGCCUUCUUCAACCAACAAAGACUCUGAGUAUCCGAUGACUCCAAACCAAGAUAUGACAUGGCCUUCUUCAACCAACAAAGACUCCGAGUAUCCGAUGACUCCAAACCAAGAUAUGACAUGGCCUUCUACAACCAACAAAGACUCCGAGUAUCCGAUGACUUCAAACCAAGUUAUGACAUGGCCUUCUUCAACCAACAAAGACUCUGAGUAUCCGAUGACUCCAAACCAAGAUAUGACAUGGCCUUCUUCAACCAACAAAGACUCUGAGUAUCCGAUGACUCCAAACCAAGAUAUGACAUGGCCUUCUUCAACCAACAAAGACUCCGAGUAUCCGAUGACUCCAAACCAAGAUAUGACAUGGCCUUCUUCAACCAACAAAGACUCCGAGUAUCCGAUGACUCCAAACCAACAUAUGACAUGGCCUUCUUCAACCAAUGAUAAGCUGGAGCUUCCGAGAAGUCCAAGCCAGGACAUGGCAUACCCCUCUUCAAUCAAUGAGGAGCCAGAGGUUCCAAGUAGGCAUCGGAGAAGAGCAUCAAUGGCAGCAUCCCAGGCACUCAAUUACCAGAUGUCAUUCAUGGAUGAUGAAGAUGUCCUUGUUGUCAAGGAGACACCAGAUGAAGACUUUCAGGUUGAGGAUGAUGAUGAUGAGGAGGAGGAGGAGGAGGAGGAGGAGGAUUCAUCCUCCCCAAAACAGGUUGAUCAAGGUGAUCAGUCAGUUGAGAAUUCUGCUGAAUCAGCUGGAAAUAUGAAGUCAGAGACUUCUAACAUGGAUGCCCCGAAACAAUUUCUUUCCAGCCAUAAAACAAUUCUAAAAUGCAUAGUUUGUUGCUAUACAUGCAAUAAUCGCAAAGCUCUGAAAUGCCACAUAUGGGACGAGCAUGGAUCUGAAGUGUUCUUCUGUCAGUCAUGUAACAAGAUGUUCCUCGACAAGGCUGAAAUGCAGGUCCACAGGGAUGCGAAACAUCCAAAUCGGUUUGUCUGUUAUGUGUGUGGCAAGUUCUACACUCUCAAAAGCCAUCUGAACGCUCACAUCAAGUUUGUCCACAACAACCACUCCCGCCAUUGCACCUUUCCUGGCUGCGAUAAGAUCUUGAAAAAUCCCAAAAGUCUCAAGGUGCAUCUCAAGAUGCAUGAGUAAGGAGUGAGUGUUAAAAGACCUGAAUUGACAAUGUUUUCAGUGACAGUGGUGUUUUCAUUGGCUGAGAUACAAAACUAUAAUGUUUUCAAUGAUGGUCAUGUUUCAUGCCCCGAGAUACGAAACCGUAAUGUCUUCAGUGACAGUCGUGUUUUCAUUGCCCGAGAUAUAAAACGUAUUAUGUUUUCAAUGACGGUCAUGUUUUCAUGGGCCAAGAUACGAAACUACAGUGUUGUCAGUGACAGUCGUGUUUUCAUUGGCUGAGUUACAAAUCGACAAUGUUUUCAGUGACAGUCAUGUGUUCAUGAGCCAAGAUAUGAAACAACAAUUUUGUCAGUGACAGUCAUGUUUUCAUGGGCCGAGAUACGAAACUGUAAUGUUGUCAGUGACAGGCAUGUUUUAUGAAGAUAUGACAUGUCAAUGUAGAUAGUGACAGUUGUGCUACAUUGAAAUACUGAUGGAAACAAAAAAGGCAGCAUACAAAUUCAACACAAUCAGAAUCAAAUGUACAGAUGUAUUUGUGUGCUUAUCGUUUUACUGUGUCUAAACCUUACUGUUCCCUUAUUCAUUUCCAUCAGUAUAUGUAACCACAGUGUUGGUAGGGACAGUUGUGAAUGUUGUUAAUUACCUUUGACAGACCAUUCUAACAUGCGGCUUCAAGACGACUAUGCUUGCCGUAAAAGGCGACUUUGCUUGUCGUGAAAGGCGACUAACGGGAUCAGGUGGUCUGGCUCGCUUACUUGGUUGACGCAUGUCAUCGAUCCCAAUAGCGUGGAUCAAUGCUCAUGAUAUCAAUCACUGGAUUGUCUGGUCCAGACUUGAUUAUUUACAGACCGCUGUCAUAUAGCUGGAAUAUUGCUGAGAGAGCCGUAAAACAACAAACAAACCAACGUCUGCUUCCGACUAUCACUUCGUGCCUUGUGGCCUUCACCCAUCGUUCCCAUAGUACAUAUUUCCGCACAUGUCCGGAGACAUUCAGGUCAUAGGUCACUUCCUACGACACAUAACAGAGUUAACAACCCCACAUGAAUGCCAAUCAUUACGAUUCGUUAUCAAUGUAAACCAAGGUCAGUGCUAAGGCAUGCAUGCCAGUACAGCCCUUUGUGUAGAUGAAUAGUAUUUGUGUAUGAUUUAAUCCCGUAUUAUAGGAUUAUUAUAAUAAUAAACUACCAGAGUCUCUAGUGUUAUACUUUAAUCACAUCUAGAUCAGUUAGUUUUGCAUUGGUCUCAUAUGGACUCGAAAAGGUCCCCAGAAAUUGAUGCUGUCAUAAGAGGCGAGAAAAUGGAUCAGGUAGUGAGGUGACUUGUUGAAUUGCAAGUCUUCAUAUACCAACGGCAUUGAACAUUAUAAUAUAACAGAAUAUAAUGAUAUCUAGUACAGUAAACUACGGUUAUAACAAACUCAAAGGGACCACUAAUUUUAGUUUGUUAUAACAAUAGUUUGUUGUAAAUAUUUCGACAAAAUUUCCUCUCUAGUCGUCGUAUUUAAAGACAGAAUUUAUCCACAUCAAAGGCUCUAGUCUAAUCACUGUUUAGCUAUUGUUGACUAAGGGUGUAAAUUAUGUCAGUACAAGAUACAGUUAAUCACUUGCCUUCAAUUGUUUGUUGCCACUUUUAAUUGCAGCACGUGGCCGCGAAUGUUUUGAUAAACUGAUUAGUGACGCGCUAGCAGCUGUGAGAUUAACAGUUAGUUAUAAACAUUGUCAUUGACUGUACACAUGGGACCACAAAGUGAGUUCACUUUAUCCAUUAUUUAUCUGUGUGUGUGCUGGCAUUUAGAUAUGACCGAGGAGGUUUUCAUCUGAUGGUAGCUGAGUCUUUGCUUGAAUUAUAUCCAAUUCCACACAGUAACAGUUUUGUCUUGUGUUGGCUUGGUUGUUCAAUGCCACACUCAGCAAUAUUUCAGCUAUAUGCGGCAGACUGUAAAUAAUCUAGUCUGAACCAGACAAUCUAGUGAUUGAUAUCAUGAGCAUUGAUCUAUGGGAUACGAUGACAUGUAUCAACAAUACAGAGAGCCUGACCACCUGAUCCCGUUAGUCGCCUCUUACGACAAGCAUAGUUGCCUUUUACGGCAAGCAUGGGUUGCUGAAGACCUCUUCUACCCUGGACCUUCACAGGGUCAUUUGUGUCAUGACAAUGUGCAAUGAUAAUAAAUUGUGUAAACGUUUGAAAACGUGUCUGUUGUAUUUUAUAGCUUGUCAUGGCUGUGUGCCCCAAAGAUAUCCUAGCACUGUGAUUAUUGUUACAGUAGUAAGUAUUGGUGGUGAUGUCUUAGUUAGGUCUUGAACGUAGCAUGCUGGUAGCACACACCUACUUCAGACAGUCCAGGAAACAAGUAUAUUUCUCAAUUAAAAAACAUAGUACUUGAUUAAUUCCAGCACAGUUGAAAAUAUGGAUUGACUGUUUUUGUCCCGGUGAUUCAUGCCGACAAGUCCAUGGUGCUAGAUUCCCCCCAUGUCAGGUUGUCCUGACAACUGGUCAUACUUGACACGGGUUUACAGUAGCUUGUAGCUGUAUGCCAUAUACUACAAACUUGAAAGCAUCAGGGUUUUAAACUUUUAUCAACUCUUGUUGAUAUAUUUGAUAUCAAAAGAGUGAUAUUAACGUCAUAUAGGAAUUAUUUCAGCCUUAUAGCUACUUGAUAUGAAAAGACUUUCUUAUUGUGCAAGUUAUAUCAUUGAAGAACAUAACAUAUACUACUCAAAAGAAGUUGAGGACCACUGUCAUGGUAUGAAAGAUUAACUAAAGUAACAAUCGGGUGGUACUUAACUUCUUUUGAGUAGUAUUAGAAUAAAACGUCUAAUCCGUUCAUGAUGCUAAGUCUUUAUUAUGUGGAAUGCAAUAUUUGAUACAGAAACUAUCUACAUGUAUCUCGUCUGUUUAUUGGUUCAGCCAUGUGUAAUGUAGUACUAUUAUAUAAUCAAGGUCAAGGUUGGAGGGGAGAUAACUCAUGUCUGAAAAAUUAAUAUUUUAUAAAGCUCGUUGAAAUUCUUAUGGCGCAAGACAUCUGAAAAGACUUCCUAGCUGAUUCUUUUAAAUUCUUAGUGAUUUACCACCGAGUAUUCGUCACAAUGUAGACGAAACACUUUUUAUUCCGUCUCCUGGUAUGAUGUCAGCAGCUCUGUUCUCGUACCCUUCUCUCGAAGUAUAUACUCGCCUCUAAGUCCUCAACUACUGAAUAUCUCUGUCCUUCCACUUCAGUUCUCUCUGAGUCAGUAAAUUUAAAUCAAAUUCAUUCAAUCUGAGACUUAUGUGUGAGUAUAUACUAAACAUGACAAUUUCUGUGUCUCACUUUCAAAGUAAACGUUUUUGUGAAGGAAAGUUUAAAUCUGAGACAUUUUGACAGUCCAGGAAGAUCAGCUGAUCAUCUUGAAGAUUUGCAAAUUUUGGGUAAGUAGCAGCUCCUUGUCUUAUGCUAUAUGUUUAAAGUCAGAAGUACAUACUCACAUAUCGUCUCUCAAUUGAAGAUUUUGUAAUUGGCCAACACAAUUUGUCUUUCUUUCUUUGGUCUUUUCUUUUGAAAAACUGUGAUUAAUAAAUAUUCUUGCAUGAAACAUUCCUUUUUCCUGCUGUGGUAUAACGUUUGAAAUGACAUCUUCAGGUUUUUUAGCCAUUAAACAUUUCCUAUUAUGACUGAUCUAGUUUGAAUCUGAAGUCUCUGCUAUUGUUCUUGUUAGAUGUAUAUAGAUGUUGAUACACCAGAGUCAUG
Messenger RNA from Haliotis rufescens (red abalone), 6580 nucleotides. RefSeq names its product zinc finger protein 652-A-like. The transcript has 5 exons. NCBI's taxonomy places the organism in Eukaryota, Metazoa, Mollusca, Gastropoda, Lepetellida, Haliotidae. Gene Ontology annotation, molecular function: RNA polymerase II cis-regulatory region sequence-specific DNA binding; DNA-binding transcription factor activity, RNA polymerase II-specific. Gene Ontology annotation, biological process: regulation of transcription by RNA polymerase II. The coding region runs from base 181 to 2874 and encodes 897 amino acids. Gene Ontology annotation, cellular component: transcription regulator complex; nucleus; PcG protein complex. The record is from RefSeq and is a predicted model, not a curated record.